This is a messenger RNA of Zychaea mexicana, 2022 nucleotides long. RefSeq lists its product as uncharacterized. The coding region runs from base 1 to 2022 and encodes 673 amino acids. NCBI's taxonomy places the organism in Eukaryota, Fungi, Mucoromycota, Mucoromycetes, Mucorales, Lichtheimiaceae. The record is from RefSeq and is a predicted model, not a curated record. Gene Ontology annotation, molecular function: protein binding. The transcript has 2 exons.
AUGGGCAUUGACGACUUACCGGAGGAACAACUUGCCUUUAUGGCGAAACUUCCUUUCGACGUUGUCACCGAGAUCUUUGCUUAUCUCGACCAAGAAGACUGUCUAGUGUGUAUGGCAGUAUGUCGCGGCUGGUACACUCAAAUACCAAGUUAUACAGAGAACAAGUGGAGAAGCAUACAACUUUCGGAACGCGAUCCCUAUGUCGUCAGUUCUCGACGCGCUCGUUGCCUAGGGAAGCAUGUGAAGGACGUCCAUUUCAACAAGUUUAAAGACGAAAAUGCGCUGUAUGUCGCGAUGUAUAGACUGCUUCAAUUAGGCUGUGAUGAAAUUGAGUCUCUAGUCUUUGUAAACUGCUCUACACGAGAACAGCGCAGAUUUCUUGGCCUUUCGCAACAACUCGGAUCUCAAUUGGCGCACUUGACGAUGAGAUCACAUGACUCUGCCGUCCCACUAUUGUACAUCCUCUGUACGUGUCCAAAACUAACAAGUUUUACAUACCGAGGCGAAUACAUUCCCUGGCAACUUGGUCAACGCGCACACGAACAGAUACCUGUCGAAUCAAUACCGAUCUUCGACAAACUCAAAUAUAUGUAUAUUGACGCUACAAUUGAUAUGCAUCCUGAACUUGUAUCCAUUCUUCAAAAAUGUCCCAAUUUACAAUAUUUCAUCGACGCAAGCUCGGCAACCAAACAUAAUGAGCCGCAACCUGUGGACCUGACCUAUCACCCUGGCCACACGAAUUCAAGCGACGUAAUACGACUCAAAAACAUAUUUUCUUGGUGCCCAAAUCUUGUUUAUAUUGCAAAGAAGAGCAACUACGGUUAUGUACCUUAUAAAGACAUCAUGAAAUCGAUUGUUGGCGAAGGUCCAAGUGCGGUAGCUAUUACUAAUAGCGCAUUGCACUCUCAGCGGAAGCAAAGUCGACUAUAUCAUCUAGCAGUAAGCCAAAGCGAAGGUUACGACGAGAUCGCACAGGUUUUGCGCAACAAACAGUAUACACUUGAGCAUCUGGAUUUAACAACAGCACAAGCCAACCGGGUUGACAUCGACUGGUCGCCCGUAUUUCGAUCCCUGCAAUUGCCUCUUUUACGUACACUCAUAUGCAACACUCACUUUGACACAGCAGCAAUUAUAUCUAUGCUCAACUCAUGUCCUUCACUCAAUCUAAUGAAAUUGGACUACUGUCACCGAAGAAUAGAAAAUGUUGAACUACAGCCUUUACGUAUACUACCAAGGCUACACACUUUCUAUCUACAGCGAUUCAUGUUUAUGGACGAACUUUCGGUGGCAACACUACUACAGCGGCUUCCUGGGCUAGAAAAGCUUGGCAUCCAGGACUCCUCUGCAACGUUGAGCGACCCAACGAUCUACAAAUGCUUAAAGCAUUUAAAGCAUUUGGACCUUUUUGCUAUCGAUUGGGGCCGUCGAUUUGGCCAACAAGGACAACGAUCACAAGGGACAGGGAUGGUGGUAUCACCAGCCAUGUUUAAGUACAUGGCUCAAUAUUCCAAUCUCGAGACUGUACGACUUUGGCGGGUACCAAAAAUUACAUACGAGUUACUUUCAGCGAUAGCUCAUAUCGCCACGCUUAGAUGCCUUGAAGUAAAACUCGCUUGUGCACCCGAUGGAGAUGAAGCUGAACUGCUCUGGUUUGCCCACAAGCUCCGAGAAAAAUCCAUGAUCGAGAAGCUAAAGCUAGAGCCUUUACGCUACCUGAACUACGCUGUUCUCUCCGUGUUAGGUGAUCUCCCCCGGCUUAAUACGCUAAGCGUUUGGUUUGGUAACGGUUAUACGAGACCGCCUAUGGAACUUGACACAUCCGGCGUUAUCCAAUUGUUGCGUAAGAGCAAGAGCCUCAAAAAAGUUGUUUUUGACGAUGCAUUCACAAGAGAGAAUUUACCAGGGGCCAUCAUCCAAAGGCGGUUGCAAGAACAUGGCGUUUCCUUUUAUAAUAUCACCACCAAAUACUCCAGACAUGUUGAUGAUUUGCAUGUUGGAAAUAUAAUAGUGACACGAGUAUAA